UCUUCAAGCUUGCUCACACUCUUAAAAUAUAUAUUGAGUGCAAGAAAGAAAGAAAGAAACAAGAAGAAAGUUUUGUAAUACCAAAAGGAAGGAGCACAAAAAAGAUGGAGUUUCAACUUCUUUUUUGUUGUACGGUUUGCUUUGUAGUUAUGGUUUAUGGUUACAAAGGACGAGGUGAUGAUCAUGCUGAUCAUAGGUCAGUACCAGCUAUGUAUAUCUUUGGAGAUUCAUUAACUGAUAAUGGUAACAACAACUACAUACCAGCUAUUGCAAGGUCUAAUUAUUUUCCUUAUGGAAUCGACUUCGGCUAUCCAUCCGGACGAUUUUGCAACGGUCUCACCGUUGUCGAUUAUGGCGCACAAAUGCUAGGACUACCACUCAUACCACCGUAUCUAAGUUUGGCGUCCAAAGGAACAAAUAUAGGCUUAGAAGGAUUUAAUUACGCAUCAGCUGCAGCAGGAAUACUCGACGAAACUGGAGGAAACUAUGCAGCAAGGGUAUCAAUGAAUGCACAACUAUUGAUGUUUGAAAAGACCAUAAAAUUGCAAUUACCAAGUAAAUUCAAGAGCCAAGAGGACCUCGCAGAAUAUUUGUCUAAAUCGAUGUACUACAUAGCGAUGGGUAGUAAUGACUACAUAAACAACUAUCUCAUGCCUAAUCUGUAUCCCAGCAGUAAACUCCUCACCCCUGAAGGCUUUGCUGAUUACCUCAUUUCCACCUUAUCCAAUCAACUUGUGAGAUUGUACAAUUUGGGAGCGAGAAAGAUGGUGCUGGUUGCAAUAGGGCCACUAGGGUGCAUACCUAGUCAAUUAAGCAUGGUUAACGGAGAGCAUGGUUGCAUAGAGCACGUCAAUUACUUGGUCAGGGUGUUCAACAGUCGACUCUUGCAGCUUUCGAAAACGCUCACCUCAAACUUACCAGGCGCAACUCUAGUCUUCCAAGAUGUUUACAAGGCCGUUAAUGAUAUGGUUCAGAACCCCAACAAAUUUGGGUUAACAGUGGUAAACCAUGCUUGCUGUGGCAAUGGAAGGUAUGGUGGUGCAGUUACUUGCUUGCCUUUGGAGAAGCCAUGUCCAAACAGGAACAAAUAUGUCUUCUGGGAUGCUUUCCACCCAACCCAAUUCGUCAACCAAGUGAUAGCAAACAGAAGCUUUAGGUCUGAAGCUUCGGUUGAUUGCUAUCCCAUAAGCGUUGGACAACUCGCAAGAUUAUAAGAAAAAAGUCAGAUACUGUACGCAGAAAAACCAAAAAGAAAAAAAGAUCAAACGUACAAGUGAAAAAGAAGAUUAAAUUUGUUAGUGAUGCAUGCAUUUGUUAUUUAUAUACUCUAAACACCCAACCACAAAGUACACAUAGUGUUCCUUUGAUCCAUGCUGCGCAUAUAUUAUAUAAAUGAGCUUUCUGUUUUUAUUUUCA
This is a messenger RNA of Papaver somniferum (opium poppy), 1416 nucleotides long. RefSeq names its product GDSL esterase/lipase 7-like. The record is from RefSeq and is a predicted model, not a curated record. The transcript is spliced from 5 exons. NCBI's taxonomy places the organism in Eukaryota, Viridiplantae, Streptophyta, Magnoliopsida, Ranunculales, Papaveraceae. Gene Ontology annotation, molecular function: hydrolase activity, acting on ester bonds. Bases 105 to 1214 code for a protein of 369 amino acids.